Messenger RNA from Cydia amplana, 3007 nucleotides. It is a transcript of the gene Dis3, whose product is annotated as exosome complex exonuclease RRP44. The coding region runs from base 83 to 3007 and encodes 974 amino acids. Gene Ontology annotation, molecular function: endonuclease activity; 3'-5'-RNA exonuclease activity; RNA binding. The record is from RefSeq and is a predicted model, not a curated record. The transcript is spliced from 17 exons. Gene Ontology annotation, biological process: rRNA catabolic process. Gene Ontology annotation, cellular component: nuclear exosome (RNase complex); cytoplasmic exosome (RNase complex). NCBI's taxonomy places the organism in Eukaryota, Metazoa, Arthropoda, Insecta, Lepidoptera, Tortricidae.
AAAAUAAAUUUAAACCGUUGUUUUAUAUUAAAAAAUAUUACUUAGUAACAGUACGGGAUUAUUCUGUACAUUUUGGAUCAUCAUGUGGACUACAAAAACAUUUUUAACUAAAACCAAACGCGGCAACAUUUUGAAGAUUGUGAGGGAGCAUUACUUGCGAGACGAUUUACUCUGCGGGUCUGAAGCAUGCGUGCUUUGUCCGCACAAGGACGAUGAAAUAGUGUUGGAGUUGAAACCGAAAUCAAUUUGUGCGCUUUUCGAAGAACCCCACUACGUGGUCCUCGACACCAACGUGGUGCUGCACCAGAUCGACGUGCUGGAGGAGGACGCGCUCACGAACGUGAUCGUAUUGCAAACAGUGCUUGAUGAAGUCAAGCAUCAGAAUACGGCUAUAUUUCAAAGACUGCUUGAGAUUAUAGGCAACAAGAAAAGGAAAUUUUAUUCGUUUGUAAACGAACAUCAUAAAGACACAUAUGUAGAACGAAAUCCAGGGGAAAAGCAGAAUGACAGGAAUGACAGAGCUAUCCGGAAAGCAGUCUCUUGGUACGCUGCUCACCUGUCAACCAACAACACCGCAGGCUCGUUCCCGCAGGUAGUUCUGCUUACUGAUGAUGAAAACAACAGGAAGUUAGCUCAGGAGGAAGGGAUAGUGUGCUGUUCUGUCAAAGACUACAUUGAAAAUGUAAACGGUUUUCCGGGACUGGUUGACAAGUUGUCCAAGAAUGUGAUACCAGAGAGCUGCACUAAGGAUGCUUUGUAUCCUGCACACUUAACGUUAGGGCAGAUCCGCACUGACAUCAAGCACGGGAAACUGUACCAGGGUACCUUUCACGCUUCCAGAGAUAACUUCUUGGAGGGCACUGCAUCUGUCAGCGGAUUUGACAGACCGAUUCUCCUUCAAGGCCACUCAGGCAUCAACAGGGCUGUCGACGGCGACCUGGUGGCCAUAGAAGUGUUUCCCAAAGAGGAAUGGCGUAAACCUAGUGAUAUCGUGCUUGAAGACAAGGCAGAUGACCCCGGAGACCUAUUAGAAGAGGAAGCAGUGCUACUGAAGAACGCACAACCGGCGGGUGACGAUGAAAUAACGCCAACCGGGAAGGUUGUAGGCAUAAUCAGGAGGAAGUGGAGACAGUACUGUGGAAUACUGAUGCCUAGCAAAUUCCCAGGUGCGACGCGUCAUCUAUUCACGCCGGCGGAGCGUCGCAUCCCACGCGUGCGAAUCGAGACGCGACAGAGCGACGUACUAGCGUCGCAACGGAUCCUAGUCGCACUUGACUCUUGGCCGAGAAAUAGCCGGUACCCGCUCGGACACUUCGUGCGAGCCCUCGGGCCUAUCGGGGAUAAGGACGCAGAGAACGAGGUGCUUCUGUUGGAACACGAUGUACCGCACGCGCGCUUCAGUGAAGCGGUUCUCGCCUGUCUACCGCCCACUGACUGGACCAUCACGGACGAGGAAGUGAAAAAGCGUGUAGAUCUCCGCGGCAUCACCAUCUGCUCCGUGGACCCGCCCGGCUGCACGGACAUCGACGACGCCCUGCACGCGCGGCCCAUCCCUGGCCUGACUACCGACGGCCUGCGACGAUAUGAGGUGGGUGUCCACAUUGCUGACGUCACGCACUUCGUGAGGCCGAACACGGCGCUGGAUAAGGAGGCCGCCCUCAGGUCCACGACGGUGUAUUUGGUCGACAAAAGAAUCGACAUGGUUCCAGAUCUGCUGAGUUCGAACCUGUGCUCGCUGCGCGGCGGCGAAGAGCGGCUGGCGUUUUCCUGCGUUUGGGAGAUCGACGAGAACGCUAACGUCCUCUCCACCAAGUUCCACAAGAGUGUCAUCAAGUCGUCAGCCGCGAUGACCUACGAGGAAGCGCAGCUGGCGAUCGACGACGCGAACCGACACGACGCCGUGGCGACCUCGCUACGGACACUCAACGCGCUCGCUAAAAAGCUCAAGAAGAAACGGAUGGACAACGGCGCGCUGCUGCUCGCCUCGCCUGAGAUACGCUUCCAGGUGGAUUCAGAAACGCACGACCCGAUAGAAGUGCAAGCGAAGAAGAUAGUCGACACAAACUCCAUGGUAGAAGAGUUCAUGUUGCUGGCCAACGUGAGCGUCGCAGAGAAGUUGGCCGCUGAGUUCCCACAGUGUGCACUGCUGCGGCGGCAUCCCUCGCCGCCACCGGGCAACUUCACAUCAUUCCUUAAGGCUGCGAGGCAACAGGGCUUCGAAAUCGACGUAGCAACAAACAAGGCCUUCUCCGCGUCUCUCGACGCCGCGCGCAUCCCCGACCGGCCUUUCUUUAACACGUUACUCCGCAUCAUGGCAACGCGGUGUAUGCAGCAGGCUGUCUAUUUCUCCAGCGGGUCUCUGGCGCAAGAGGAGUUCUAUCAUUACGGCUUGGCUUGCCCGAUUUACACGCAUUUCACAUCGCCCAUUCGAAGAUACGCCGACGUCAUAGUCCACCGGCUUCUAGCGGCCUGUAUAGGCGCCGAUGUGACCCACGCCACCCUCCUGGAUACAAAAGAAGCUGGCGCCAUAUGUGACAACCUCAACUACAGGCACAGACAAGCUCAAUAUGCCGGCCGCGCGUCCGUAGCGUUGAACACACAUAUCCUGUUCAAGAACCGCGUAGAGACUGAGUCAGCAGUGGUGCUCGCCGUGAAGAGGAACGCGAUACAAGUGCUCAUCCCCAAGUACGGGCUGGAGGGGCCCAUCUACCUUCCUGAGGACAAGUUCACCUACAACGAAGAGGAGAACAUCCAAAUCUGCGGCGGCACAACCCUAAAGACGUUCGACGAAUUAACAGUCCGCCUGAGCCUGGACAGCAGCAACCCUCAGCACAGGAAGCUGGCCUUCCAACUAGUCCAGCCCCACAUCCCAGGGUUCAGCUACGAACCUCCCGGCCAGGCCAUGGACGUGGAAGUUGUGGAAGUUGUGGAAGUGUCGGAAGUUAAGCGGGAUAAGAGGAAGGACACCUCGGAACCUAAGAGUAAGAAGAAGUCUAAGAGGAAAUAA